Gregarina niphandrodes is the source of this 1887-nucleotide messenger RNA. RefSeq lists its product as hypothetical. The record is from RefSeq and is a predicted model, not a curated record. Lineage: Eukaryota; Apicomplexa; Conoidasida; Eugregarinorida; Gregarinidae. The transcript has a single exon. Bases 1 to 1887 code for a protein of 628 amino acids.
AUGGACAGCAAGCCGGUACGUUGGGAAUAUAUGGAACGUGUGUUUGGUGACGGCAUCGAACGAGUUCAAGGCGUUCUGGGUCUGGAUGGCCGCACACUUUGGGAUCGUCUCGAAAUCCCCCUAGAACCCGCUUGGGCUGUGAGCCCGCCUAAUUCCAGCGACUCUGACCAUGACGGUUCUGGUCACGAUCACGGCUUUGGCCGCGAUCAAGACGAUUCCAAUUCUGGCUCCAACUUUGGCUCCAACUCCGGUUCCGGCUCCAACUCCGGUUCCAGGAGUGAUGAUCAGUCAUACGGCGAGUACGAAGAGGCAGGGUAUCAGGUACAGCGGCUGCAGCGAUCGGAGGAAGAGGAGCGACGUGUGCGGCGGUCGUUUGUGCAAGCUCCCGUCAAGUCGGCGCUGCGGUAUUUUGGGGCGAUGCCGGGCGAGUUGGGCUGUACCAUCAGCCAUCUGGACGCGAUGAAGCGUGCCUGGCUGGCUGGCCACGAGGCCGCUCUCAUAGCCGAAGACGAUCUGGGCGUCAGUCUCUGUCCGCUCUGGCCCGCGGAUCUGCGCCAAGUCAAACGUCAUGCAGACCGCACACACCCUGGCUGGCACUCACUCCGGCUCCAAUUCAGCGCCGGCGCCGCCGCCUGGGACUGGCUACAGGCCCAGUGGUGGAAACAAACUUUCCAAAAUCUCGGGUCCGACUAUAACUCACGACGCAAACAAAUCGUCUCCUCUUGGGGACACUGGUCCGCAGACCUUGGCAUACCUCUCACCACGCCCUUCAAACAUGGUGUAGGCGCUGGCCUCACUCUUUGGAGCAGAGCAGGACUCAGAUUCAUGCUCCAGAAACACGCCGUACCCUACCAUCAACACCGACAUAUGGUAGCCACCGCCCCGAAGCCUGAACCGAAGCCUGAACCGAAGGCAGAUGCUAACAUUAAGACGAAGGCUGAGGUCAAGGCCGCCAUCAAGUUCCCGCAGCCCGCCGUUAAACCGCAGCCCGUUGCCGCCAAACCGGAGGCAGCGCCUUUAGUCGUGGCCAAGUCCGCGGAAGAGAACGCUCGGGCGGCGUCGGGUGCUGCACGGAAUCGAACGCUCGACCCAAACGCGGCGGCGCGCAGCUGGAAGGCCCCAGCCCCGCCAUCGCCGCCGGCCUCGCCGCUGGACCUGCCGCUGACUUUGGGCGGGGGUCCGGUCUUUCCUCCGAACUGGCGCGUGGAGGCCCCAGCAUUGCUAAACCCGUUCGUGGCGAUGCCCUUCAUGAACGCGACGGAGCUGGGCGGUCUCGUCUUUGCCCCACGCCGAGCCGGCCGCCGGUUCCUCUCCGGCUAUGACUCGGAAAUGGAACAGAAUGCGGAACCAAACCAGAAGAAUGAAGUGGAGCAAAAGGGAGAGUCGGGGCAGAGAUUGGAGUCGAACCAGGGGUCGCAGGGAUUGGAGUCGGUAGUGUCUGACGCGGAGUUGCGUGGAUGGCUGAGUCCGGCGCACGUUCCUCAGAAGUGGCGGUGCACGCCGGGGUUCCGGUGCGUGACGGACUUGAUGUUUUUCCGCGAGGCUGAGGGCGAGGGUCGCAGUCUGUUGGCGACGCCCGUGUUAUUCACGACGCGGCUGGCGGAGGAUGGGUCGCCCAUCCGUUCGGUCCUGGACCAGACAGACAACGAAGAGUAUGCCCGGCGUGCGCGAGUACUACGUCGCAAUGCGGCCGCUGCAGCCGCAGCUGUCGAACAAGAACUCGGCACACCUCCACCGCACCAACAGAGACAUUUACAGAGCACACUCAGCGCCACCAAGUGGCUCAUCGAUGCCAUGGAACAGUUCAACUGGGCCGCCCGAGGACAUCUGUACCCGAACCACCGCUUUGCCCUCCGAGUUAAACCCACGCACAAACGCAAAACUUAA